CAAUGAAAUCACGUCAUGGCAUGUCUUGAGGGAUUGCGUUUAAGUGAUUUCAGUGCGAAUCACUUCGCGUUUAAAAUCCGGGCGAUUGAGAGGAACUCGAGGAUAUUAACGGUGACGAGUGUGUGGCACGAGUCAGUGUAACAGCGUGAAUUGAAGUAAUAACUCAGGCGAAUUGUACAUUGGAGACAUUAUGAUGUAAAUUCAGAAGAUAUUUAUGCGAAAGUCAUUAUAAAAUUAGUAUUCGUGAGAUAUUUUUAAUGAGACAAAAGAUAAAGAGACUUAAUUAAUGAAAAAUUUCCCAAAAUUGACGAGCAUAAAGUUUUUGAAUAAAUGACCUCUUGAGGAGUAAAUGAAGAAGUCGGUUAAUAAUUCACUGCGGAUAAAAUAAACAAAUUAAUUCUGUAGGGAAGGGGUAGUUCACAUCAAAGAAGGGGAAACAAUUUGUUAUGGAAAAAUCGUUGGAUAGAUUGUUGUAACUCUUCGACGAUAAAAAAUCUCAUCUUUCUCGGCCGACAAUGACGAAGUGAAUAAAAUAAAAUGACCACCUGGAAUACUGGCGGAGUGAAGGCAAUUAUAAUUGCAUUAAUCCUGGCUGUGAUUGUGGACGCCCGGAAUGGCUCGAGAGGCUCUCCCAAAAAAUCAAAAUACCACCUGAGACAGCUGAGAAAAGAUUUCCGGAGGCUGAAGAAGCAGGAGGGUGCGGUAAAGCUCGUCGGUGGGAGAGGAGCUUUCGAGGGAAAUCUCGAGAUACUUCACGAUGGCAAGUGGGGCUGUGUCUGCGAUGACGAAUGGGAUCAUUUGGAGGCGACUGUUGUGUGCAGACAGCUUGGAUUUGAGGGGGCACUUGAGGCCACUGGGAAUUCUCGGUUUGGACAGGCCAGGAGACGUUUUUGGAUGGACAAUAUUUUCUGCGAUGGUCGAGAGGAUUACCUGGAAAAAUGCAGAUUUGACGGCUGGGGAAAUUCCGAUUGCGAGAGUAGCGAGGCUGCGGGUGUUAUUUGCACUCACGACAAGGAGGAGGAUCUUCCCUCACCCUUGAUUAGCACGAAGAGAAUUAAAAUAAAGGAGCGUCACCCCAGACUCCGGCUACGGUUGAUUGGAGGGAGAAAUCCCUCCGAGGGACGUGUCGAAAUUAAAUUCCCCGAUGAAGACUGGGGGAUGAUAUGCGGUGACGGAUGGUCUCUCCUGGAAGCAAGUGUUAUCUGUCGCCAAUUGAACCUGGGGUACGCGUCGAGUGCAAUUCAAACGACACUUCACAGUGAUAAAAAGGAAUUUAUGAGCAUCAGUGGGAUUCAGUGUCGAGGAAACGAGCACCACAUCAGCGACUGUCUCCACGACAACGCCACACAGUGUCCAGGUCGUCCCGGAAAUGUCGCGAGCGUCGCCUGCAAACGAGAAAUGGCAGAUCUCGUCAUUGAUCAUAUCGAACUCAUGAGGACUGCACACUUGGAGGACAGACCCCUGUUCUGGUUGCAAUGCGCGAUGGAGGAGAAUUGCGUCGCCUCCGAGGCUUACAGGAUACAGAAGGAGUCCGAGGACUGGAUCAGGGAGACUCGGAGGCUCUUGAAAUUUACCGCGAGAAUUCUCAACGCUGGAACCGCUGAUUUUCGACCAUCGGUUCCAAAACAUCUUUGGGAAUGGCACAUGUGCCAUAUGCACUACCACUCGAUGGAAGUAUUCGCAACAUUCGACAUAAUAGACUCAAGAGGAAAAAGAAUAGCAGAAGGUCACAAAGCAUCUUUCUGCCUGGAGGACAAUCUCUGCAUGCCCGGAGUAAAGCCCCGAUAUAAAUGUGCCAAUUACGGGGACCAGGGAAUAUCAGUGAACUGCACUGAUAUUUAUCGAUACAAUAUUGACUGUCAGUGGAUCGACAUAUCGGAGCUUGAGGCAGGACAGUACACCCUCAAAGUCGCUGUCAAUCCGGAUUUUAAAAUUGGGGAAAUGUCGUUUGAGAAUAAUGCCGCAGAGUGCCGCUUGUUUUACACGGAAUCGCAGGCAAUUGUGCAUGACUGUGUGGUUGGAAGGCCGUGAUUAUAAAUGUUUAUUGAUAUUCAUUUUAGAAGUGCCGGGGAAUCCCCCGUAAUUGGCUAGAGAUUUAAAUAAAAGCAUUCGAUGUAAU
Molecule: messenger RNA, 2119 nt
Organism: Diachasmimorpha longicaudata
Lineage: Eukaryota; Metazoa; Arthropoda; Insecta; Hymenoptera; Braconidae
Gene: Loxl2
Product: lysyl oxidase homolog 3
Exons: 8
Coding region: 538-2031 (497 amino acids)
Biological process (GO): peptidyl-lysine oxidation
Cellular component (GO): membrane
Molecular function (GO): protein-lysine 6-oxidase activity; copper ion binding
Source: RefSeq, a predicted model, not a curated record